CCAUCGCUUUUUCUCUGUGCGGUCGGUUUUGUGUCACGCGCACGCGACCACGUUCAGGCAGAAAGCGUUCGGAAGGCGAUUUUUUUUGUUUUUUGAGAAAAGACUCGGCGCGGGAGGUGAAGUCGAUCAGAGUCGGGAUCUGUGACGGCUCUUCAUGGCAGUCAGAAGGGGACACGUUAGAUACUUAAAAGAGGUGUACGAAAUGUCGAACGGUUAUGAAGAUCACAUGGUGGAGGAGGCGAAGGACGCCAAGACGAACCUGAUCGUAAACUAUUUGCCUCAGAACAUGUCUCAGGAGGAGCUGCGCAGUCUGUUCAGCAGCAUCGGCGAGGUGGAGAGCGCUAAGCUCAUUCGAGAUAAAGUUGCCGGCCACAGUUUAGGGUACGGCUUUGUUAACUAUGUAAACCCUAAUGAUGCAGAAAGAGCAAUCAGUACUCUGAAUGGCCUGAGGCUACAGUCUAAAACCAUCAAGGUGUCGUACGCACGGCCGAGCUCAGACUCCAUCAAAGACGCCAAUCUGUACAUCAGCGGCCUUCCUAAGAACAUGACGCAGAAGGACGUGGAGGACAUGUUUACACGCUACGGACGCAUCAUCAACUCGCGUGUGCUCGUCGAUCAGACUUCAGGUCUUUCCCGUGGGGUUGCUUUUAUACGCUUUGACAGGCGCUCUGAGGCAGAAGACGCCGUCAAAGAGCUGAAUGGACAGAAACCCGCCGGUGCAGCUGAACCCAUCACCGUCAAAUUUGCUGCGAAUCCUAAUCAGAUUAAAAACACACAGAUAAUCCCUCAGGUCUAUCAGACACAGUCUCGCCGUUUCGGAGGACCUGUACACCACCAGGCCCAGAGAUUCAGGUUCUCCCCAAUGGGUGUGGACCACAUGAGCGGUCUUUCGGGGGCGAACAUGGGCGGGAGCACACAGACCGGCUGGUGCAUCUUCAUCUAUAAUCUGGGUCCGGACGCAGAUGAGGGAAUCCUGUGGCAGAUGUUUGGUCCUUUUGGUGCCGUCACCAACGUCAAAGUGAUCCGAGACUUCAACACCAACAAGUGCAAAGGCUUCGGCUUCGUCACCAUGACCAACUACGAGGAGGCGGCCGUGGCUAUCGCUAGCCUCAACGGCUACAGACUGGGGGACAAGAUACUGCAGGUGUCUUUCAAAACCAGCAAGACACACAAGUAGAAGGACAUUGUGGAAAGCUGCUGUUUUAUAGUUUCAUUCAGUUCAUACAUGCCGCUCUUCACUCUGCUCACACACACACACACACCUCACGUCGCUACAUCACUGCACUCAUAACGACCAUCGUAAAGUCCAUCACUUUAAUAUUGUGUUGUAUCGUUGGACUGUUUAUUGCCACAUGCCCUGUGUGUUAUUCCACUUUACACCGUGUCCGUUGCCAUCUUUCUGCUCAUUAACACAAGAGGAUGUGAAGUAUACAAGAUGGUCAAUCUUUUUUUUUUUUUUUUUUUCUCUCUCCUUUGUAUCAUAAUUACACGUCGACUAGCUUAGCUUUGGUAGGAUUAGUUGUAUUAUUUUUUUCUUUGGUAAGUGUGUUUGAGAAGUUUUCACACUGCAUCACUAACACCCCCUUCCUCCCCCUCCUCUUUUUUUUUUCUUUUUUCUUAAUGUGCAUGACUGCCUGUUUUUUUGUUUUUGUUUGUUUUGUUUUUUUUUUGUUUUGUUGGAAUUGUCCAGUUUGUGUAAUUUUCAGUGCUUGAUAUAAGUAUUGUUAAACACACACACACACACACACACACACACACAGGUCACAGCUUGGUUGCUGUAUGGACGUCUGUAUCUAAUCAGAUAUGAACAGCUAUAUAAGGUCUGAAACCGUUCUGUUCCUGCUUAUAAUGACAAACAUGUUAAUGGAGCAGUGUGUGUGUGUGUGUGAUGUCUUUGCCUCUGCUGUGUCUAUAUGCAGAACUGCAUGGAAAUCAUUGGCCAGCAUGGGGGAGAGGGCGGAGCCUGAUUUUGUAUGGGCGGAGCUAAUUUCAGAAACAGGAAUCUAGAUUUAUGUAUUGUGAAAUAUUUCCUUCUUCUGUCUUGAUUGUACGAUGAACACUUUGACCACGGUUUAUUCCUGAAAUUCAGAAAUGUCUCACCGUCAAGUCUCUGCUCAUGAUUAUUAUUAUUAUGGGAUGUAUUAGACAUUCUCAGCAGUCACUGAUGUUGCAUCUGUACAGUGAUUCAACGUGUGACGCCUUAUCGUUUUAAAUCUAUUUUCCUCCAGUUUUUGAAUCCGUGGCACUUUUCCUGAUUGAGGCUGUUGUGUGUCGAGUGAAGUAAAAGUUGUUUGUUUAUUUAAGCGAUUCUUUAAGUUAAAAAAGAAUAAAUGAACUACAGAGCAAGUGAAAGUAAGAAGGACCAAAGAUGAGGAAAGUUCCCCUGGAAUAAUUACAAUAAAAUAGUUCCCCCAUUUCUUAUUUCAGCUUCAGGCUUUUUUUCCUCCUUUAUUUUCUGUUUUAUGUGGCUUUAGUUGUAUUAUUUUUAUUUUUUUUCUGUUUGACUCUAAUCACAAAUGGGCGUUUGAUAUAUUUUUUUUGUUUGUUUCUGUUUUGAGUGACAAUUCUGAUCAUUAAAUUUUAUUUUCAUUUGCUGAAUAUUUUGUUUCGUUUAUUUCUUAUUAGAUUUGGUUUCUUUGCUUUCUUUUUCACAUCAUAUUAGACAACCUUUUUAUUAUAGCCAAUAAAUUCCGUUAUAUUUGUUUUUGUCUCACCUACAUGGUGUAGAACUAGCUGCGAUUACAUUAACGUUUUAAGCAGAAGGACCAAGACACUUAAGUAUUUAUUGUAAUUCAUUUUUAUUGCGAAUGGUCUGAGAUCCGGAUCAGUGUCCGCAUUAAUUCAUGCACGAUGUCAAAUAUCAAGAACCACUAAAAGUCAGUUGCUUCUGCUUUGUAAUUACUGUGGCAAAUUAAUUCAUACAACUGCUUAUUACAUUAGUAUUUAAUUGCCAUGUGCACUUCAGGAAGCUGCUUAACGACAGCUAAUCUGUCCUGUUCAUGUGUUGGCACAUAGUAAUAACAGACGUGUCUUUUGAUGUGGCAACUUUAUGAUGAUUAACUGCAGUGAGAGUCUGAUGUUGAAUUCUUUCUAUGGUCAUUUCCUGGUUUCCCAAACCGUGAUUGGCUGAAGUCGAGCUGCUGAGUGUUGCAUUUAUUACGGUUUAUAACCCUAUCACAAUACUGUAGAUACUGUGGGAUCCUUAACAGUAGUUAGGUCAGAGAAACCAUGUUGCUAUGGUUACACAUCUCUCUUUCAUCUCUCUCUCGUGUCUGAUGUUGGACACUAGUGUUAAAGUCCUGCUCCACCCUCUUGGUGGUGAAUUCAUUGUUUUCGUGUGUGUGUGAGAGAGAGAGAGAGAGAACGUUAUAUUUAUUGUUGAACAUGAUUCAUGUCCUACAUGUACAGAUUUUUUUUUUAAUUGCCAUUUUUAGAUCUACAGUCAGACUGUAAUGUGGUUUUAUUUCAAAUAAAAUUCUAAGCAAAUUGAAA
Tachysurus vachellii is the source of this 3492-nucleotide messenger RNA. RefSeq names its product ELAV like RNA binding protein 1a (gene elavl1a). The transcript is spliced from 7 exons. The coding region runs from base 155 to 1177 and encodes 340 amino acids. The record is from RefSeq and is a predicted model, not a curated record. Gene Ontology annotation, cellular component: ribonucleoprotein complex. Lineage: Eukaryota; Metazoa; Chordata; Actinopteri; Siluriformes; Bagridae. Gene Ontology annotation, molecular function: RNA binding.